Messenger RNA from Dipodomys spectabilis (banner-tailed kangaroo rat), 1896 nucleotides. Its product is annotated as melanoma antigen preferentially expressed in tumors-like. Gene Ontology annotation, cellular component: cytoplasm. The record is from RefSeq and is a predicted model, not a curated record. NCBI's taxonomy places the organism in Eukaryota, Metazoa, Chordata, Mammalia, Rodentia, Heteromyidae.
AUGGCGUGGUUCUGUGCUCAAAUUGCCUACUCUUGUGCACUAAGCCUGAUGCCUGCUCACAUUGUGAUCCAAGGUCAGGAGGACACGGCUGCUUCAAGCCUGGCCUUAUGUCUCUCUCUGGUCUCGGAUGUGUCAGUUGUGUGCAUGUCCAAAAUUGAAUUUCAGGCUGACACAGUUGCAGGCUUUUCCUUGAAGUCCUCUGAAGAAUACCCAAAUGAGGAAGAAGCCCUAGAGUCCAUAGGGAGCAGCGAGGGCUUCAGUGAACUAGAAGAGGAGGAGGAAUGUAAGUAUGGUCGUGUUGAUGGAGGACAAGUUCAUCAAGGUCUCCAGGCAAACCAAGCAGGACCCAAAUUGGCCACUGAUGUAUGUGAAAAGCAACAUGAAGAUAAAAGGACAGAUCUCAAGAAUCUUGGCUCUUCACCUAUCCAACCACCCACUGGUCACAGUCACCCUCAGGGGCACCCUCGACUUCCUCCCAGUCCUCACCUCGCCCUAGUUCCCAGUUUUCCACCUAAAGUGGGCUGUGGCAGUGUGGGUGAAGCGAAGCGCUCCCGCGGGCCCAGCUCUGGGAAGGUGGCCCCUCAUUCACUUCAGAGCAGAUUCAUCAAGAACACCAUGUGUGACCCACCAAGACUUCUGGAGCUGGCUGAGCAGAGCCUGCUGAAGGAUGAGGCCUUGGCCAUCACUGCUCUGGAGGAGCUGCCCAUGGAGCUCUUCCCACCUCUGUUUACAGCAGCUUAUGCAGGGAGACACAGUGAGACCCUGAAGGCAAUGGUGCAGGCCUGGCCCUUCUCCUGCCUCCCUUUGGGGGCUCUCAUGAAGGAAUGGCCGCCUCACCAGGAGACCUUCCAAGCUGUGCUCAGAGGGCUGGAUGCACUCCUUGCUCAAGAGGUUCGCCCCAGGCAGUGGAAACUUCAAGUGCUAGAUUUACGCCAGAAAACACAUCAGGACUUAUACACUCUAUUGGCUGGAACCAGAAAUGAUCUGUGCUCAUUGUCAGAGGCUGCUCAGCCCAUGAAAAAGAAGCAAAAAGUGGGUGGUUCCAAAAUGGGUGCAAAACAGCCUUUGGCUUCUGUGCAGGUGCUCAUAGACCUGAAUUUCAAUAAAGGCAGCCAUGAUGAAUUUCUGUUCUCCCUCAUUGAGAAGGUCAAGCAGAGGAAAGGUUUACUAUAUCUCUGCUGUAAAAAGCUGAGAAUUUUUGUAGUGCCUAUGCAAAAUAUUAAGAUGAUCUUGAAAAUGGUACAACUGGACUCUGUCCAGGAUUUGGAAGUGACCUUUACCUGGAAACUGUCAACUUUGGGGAAGUUCGCUUCUCAUCUGGGCCAGAUGGGUAAUUUACGCAGACUCCUCCUGUCCCACAUCCAAACAUAUCCCUGUACUUCCUCAGAGGAGGAGCACUGUGUCAACCAAUUAAGCACUCAGUUCCUCAGUUUCCGUCACCUCCAGGAGCUGCAUUUGGACUCUAUCUCCUUUCUUCAAGGCCGCCUGCUCUACAUGCUCAGGUGUUUGAAGAGCUCCUUGAAGAUUCUCUCACUCACCAAUUGCUUGCUUCUAGAAUCAGACUUGAUAAAUUUGUCCCAGUGCCCCAGUGUCAGUCACCUAAAGGAACUGCGUCUAAGCAAGGUCAAGCUGAGACCCUCUGAGCCUUGCUAGAGAGUCUCUCCCAUCAUCCAGGACCCCCAUUUUAAUGGCAUCCUGCUUACUCUGAGCCACUGCUUCCAGCUCAAAAGCUUCAGCAGCUAUGGGAAUCCCAUCUCCAUAGCUGUGCUGGGGAACCUCCUGCACUACACAAUUGGGCUGAUCAAGCUAAGCCAAAUGCUGUCUGCCCCAGUGGAAAGUUAUGAGGAUAUGCUUACAGAACUAGAUUUUCAGAGGCCACCUCCUAAACCAAAUUAG